Racocetra persica is the source of this 990-nucleotide messenger RNA. The record is from the annotation of a GenBank genome assembly. Lineage: Eukaryota; Fungi; Glomeromycota; Glomeromycetes; Diversisporales; Gigasporaceae.
UGAUAGAAUUAGAAGAAAUUUUCAUCAAAUUUGUCAGUCAAAAACAAGCGCGGCAUUAUACAUGGUGUGAAAAAAAAGAUUUAGAAGUUGAGAAGAAAACGACUAUUGUUCUCUGGCGUGGUAUUCUUCCUGCAAAGAAAAAACUGUGGAUGGCUUUUCUUCGUGCGGAUCUUCCUUCGGGUGGACCUUCCUUUCUUCGAGUGGAUCUUCCUACGGGUGAUUUUCCUGCGGGUGUUCUUGCAAAACAAAAAAAAGUAGAUGGUCCUUCUUUCGGGUGGAGGGUGGAUCUUCCUAUGGGUGUUUUUCCUGCGGGUGUUCUUCCUGCAAAACAAAAAAACGUGGAUGGAUCUUCCUUCGGUGGUUCUUUUUUCGGGUGGAUCUUUCUUCGGGUGGUUUUUCUUGCGGAUGUUCUUUUUGCAAAACGAAAAAAUGGGUGGAUCUUCCUUCGAUGUUCUUCCUUCGAAUGGGUCUUUCUUCAGGUAGAUCUUGUGGGUGGUUUUUUUGCAGGUGUUCUUCCUGCAAAACAAAAAAAAUGGGUAGAUCUUCCUUCGGGUGGAAUUUCCUGUGGUGAUUUUCCUGCAGGCGUUCUUGCAAAACAAAAAAAAUUAGGUGGUUCUUCCUUCGGGUGUUCUUCCUUCGAGUUGAUCUUCUUUCGGGUAAAUCUUCUUGUGGAUGGGUUUCCUGCGGGUGUUCUUCCUGAAAAACGAAAAAAAGUGGUUCUUCUUUUAAUGUGGGUGGUUUUUCCUGCGGAUGUUCAUCUUGCAAAACAAAAAAAGUUGGUGGUUCGUGUUCUUUCUUCGGUAGAUCUUCCUUCGAUGGAUCUUUUUGCAGGUGGUUUUUCUUGCGGGUGUUCAUCCUGCAGCAAAAAAAAGCUGCGGUUCUUCCUUCAGGUGGAUCUUCUUUCGAUGGAUCUUCUUGCAAAACAAAAAAAAAAGGUGGGUGGUUCUUCCUUCGGGUGGGUCUUCCUUCGAGUGGGUCUUCCUGCGGGUG